Messenger RNA from Columba livia (rock pigeon), 1325 nucleotides. Its product is annotated as sulfotransferase 2B1. Gene Ontology annotation, cellular component: cytoplasm. The record is from RefSeq and is a predicted model, not a curated record. NCBI's taxonomy places the organism in Eukaryota, Metazoa, Chordata, Aves, Columbiformes, Columbidae. Gene Ontology annotation, molecular function: sulfotransferase activity. The transcript has 6 exons. Bases 122 to 988 code for a protein of 288 amino acids. Gene Ontology annotation, biological process: sulfation.
CGUGGCCGGAUCCCUGAUUCCCCAGCAGGAAUGUGCCGGGGGGGGCCCGGCCCCCCGCGACGUUUCCUCUUUUGCAGCUAUUUAAGGCCGGUUGCCAGCACGGCCCCGCAGCGGCUGGACCAUGGAGCGGCUGGAGGUGACCGAGACCUUUGCCGGCAUCUCCCUUCCCGGCCACCUCCACACCCAGGAGUCCCUCGGCUUUGCCACCACCUUCCCCUUCCGCCCCAGCGACGUGCUCAUCGCCACCUACCCCAAAUCGGGCACCACCUGGAUGCAGGAGAUCCUGACGCUGCUGUUCAGCCGCGGUGAUGUCCUCCCCGCCAAGACCAUCCCCAACUGGGAGCGGGCGCCCUGGCUGGAGCAGAUCUACUUCAGGGAUGCGCUGCGGGACACAGCCGCCCCCCGGCUCAUCACCACCCACCUGCCUGCCCAUGUCCUGGCCCCUGCGCUGCAGAGGAGCAAGACCAAGGUGAUUUACGUGGCUAGGAACCCCAAGGAUGUCGCCGUCUCCUUCUACCACUUCCACCGCCUGGCAAAAUUCCUGCCUGACCCCGGCUCCUUCGACACCUUCCUCACGCAGUUCCUGGAGGGCACAGUGCACUACGGCUCCUGGUUUGACCACAUCAAGGGCUGGCUGGGUCAGCGGCACCUCCUGGACAUCUUAUAUGUCACCUACGAGGAGCUGCACCAGGACCUGCAUGGCACGGCACAGCGACUCAGUGCCUUCCUGGGCUGCGCGCUGGCGCCGGAGACACUGGGAGCACUGGAGCAGCACUGCAGCUUUGCCAGCAUGCGUGACAACGCCAUGGCCAACUACACCCUCAUCCCCCCCGAGAUCAUGGACCACAGCCAGGGACGCUUCAUGCGGAAAGGUGAGGUGGGGGACUGGCACAGGCACUUCACCCCCCAGCAGAAUGCCUGCUUCAACCGCAUCUACCAGGAGCAGAUGGGGGAUGUGGAGCUGCCCAUGCCCUGGCCCAUAGCCUGAGGGGCCGGGGCGCCAGGGGAGCCGGUGACACUCCAUUCUGCUGCUGCACAACAUGACUGCCCCCCCGCCACUUGCUGUGUCACACUGUGGGGGGGACACACUGCAUGGGGAGCCCCCCAGCACCUCCAUAACUUAUACACCCCUGUGCAGUGCCUCAGGGGCCAGGGCUGCAGUGAAGCUGGGGAUCUGAUGCAUGGGGGACGGGCUGCAUGACACUCCCUGGGACAGGGGACUUUUCCGACUACACAUUGUGACCAUCCCAGUGGCCUUUGCAUGGCCAUGACCCCUCUUUCCGCCCAACCCAUUCCGCAGAAAUAAAUAUUUAUUGCCGUUUCCA